Molecule: messenger RNA, 1191 nt
Organism: Funneliformis geosporum
Lineage: Eukaryota; Fungi; Glomeromycota; Glomeromycetes; Glomerales; Glomeraceae
Source: the annotation of a GenBank genome assembly
AUGAUACUUUGUCUUAUUUUAGGCGAGGAAGUUACAGAUAGAUUUAUAUUUAAUAUCUCCAUCGAAAUGUGGACUUCUAUGAAGAUUUCGCAUCUCCAGGAUGGUAUUAAAGAGAAGACAUCUUUGAGCGUUCCUGCACAUCAAAUAAAGUUAUGGAAAGUAGCUAUUUCUACCAAAGACAUGAAUGACGAAAAGAUGAAAAUACUUAUCAACAAGUCUCAUGAAUCUAUUAACGUUAAAGAGGAACUCAUGGGUGAACUAUUGGACGCAGAAGAUUCUAUUAGUAGUAAGAUUGAAAAUGUUCCUGCUGAUAAUCAUAUCCACAUCAUCGUAGAAUCACCCAAGCCUACCACUGAUAAGAAGUUGAUUCUAAAUUUAAUCAACAACUUACCAAACACAAAUGAUAAACUAUUCACAGUGCCGGCAUUGUCUGGAGAUGAUACAGAUACAGUUAUCUAUAAUCAAAUAGAGCUUCUCAAACAAAAAAAAUCAGUUUUGAUUGAUUAUGAAGGAUUCACAGCAUGGAUUGAACCUAAUGGUAGUCUACUUAAGAUAAAUGAUAAAGAUCGUAUAAUAUAUAGACAAGUUGCAGGACAAAAGGAUGUGUGGUGUAUCGUGAAUAGUAUAAUGUCCAAAUUUAAUCAUGAUUUGAUUGGAAAAUUUAUUAUGGUGACCUUACCUAAGAAGAAAAUCAUUGAGAGAUUUACCAAAGCACAAAAGAGCGAAAAGUUCUAUAUGCUGACUUGGAAUAUUAAUGAGCUUUAUGAAUGUCAAGAGAAUCUAUAUAAAGAAGUUGAUCAUAAUUUAAUUGAAAAAAGUUUGAAUUGUGGUGAACUCAUCUCAGGAGAUGAAUUCUCCUAUAAAUUGAUUCAUAUCAAAUCUGAUAAUGAAAGUGGAACAAGCAUUUCAUAUACAAAAGCCAAAUGUGUUUUUGCAUCUAAAUUUAAUAUAGCAGAGAUGUCAGUUCUUCGUGAAAAGAUGUUUGAAAUGUGUUCACAUGCAAAGAUCUGUAAAGGAGGGAUAUUUCAAGUACGUGAACUUCAGCAAUCUAAUGAAGAAACUGUGACAUUUGAAAAUUUAGUAAAAGAGAAAUUUACUAAUAUCAAGGAUGCUGACAUUAAAGAAAAAAUUUAUUAUCAGCCAGUUGCCAAAAAUUAUCAAAGUAUAGAUAGUUACAUUCAUCCUAAUUAA